Messenger RNA from Aricia agestis (brown argus), 2854 nucleotides. RefSeq names its product FHF complex subunit HOOK interacting protein 2A-like. The record is from RefSeq and is a predicted model, not a curated record. Bases 155 to 2704 code for a protein of 849 amino acids. The transcript has 13 exons. NCBI's taxonomy places the organism in Eukaryota, Metazoa, Arthropoda, Insecta, Lepidoptera, Lycaenidae.
UACUGUUUUGUAAAAAAAUUACGGCAUUUAAUUACCGAAUAAAUACUUCUCACCGACAGAAAUGUUAAUUUAAACAGUAAUUUUGGGUCAUAUUCCUUUUCAAAAUGUGUGCACUUUAAUAAUAUUUCUGGCUGCAGUGUUAUAAAAAUUCAUCAUGUUGAGCAGGUUUUCCGAUGUUCUUCAAGCAACCGCAGACGUUCUGGCACCACCAGCAACGAGGUAUGAGGACUUUCAAUAUCACUGGAAGAUGAUAAUAAACUUCUAUCAAAACUAUGACGAUAGUAGUAAAGUUCAUAUCGAAGACACAAGAGUACCGCACCACUUACAUCAAAUGCUUCAGCUCAUUGUUGAUGAAGAAAAAGAAGAGCAGGAUGGAACAGUCGGUCCAUGCUUGGAGUCAGUGAUACAGAGGUCUAUACCCGUGUUGGACGCCCUAGCGGUGUUGGCCGUAGCUGACCGACCACCCGGGGCACGGGCCAUGGCUCUGACGUUAGCCACAGCGUUGUUGAGGCGAACGAAGCGACCAUGCAUCAAUAGUGCCCAUGUGUAUAGACCUAUUCAGAGAAUGUUAGUGCAGUGCAAUGAAAGCCCCGCUUCGCCAACUGAAAAAGAGGAAGUUGAACUACUUCUAACUUUAUGUGGCUUAGUCAGAAAGGAACCAGGGCUAGCCAACAUUUUCACAACACCAUUUGUAGAAGACAAACACACUUUACUCAGCAUACCAGAAGAUAUAAAAAAGCUUAUACCGAUAAAACGGAAAACGCACACGCCAAAGAAAAAUCCUUUAUUUGAAGUCGACAUGGCUCCAAUUCCAAUGAGAAAUGUUUCUAUUGUAAGAAACAAUAAGGACGAAAAUUGCACAUCAAAUGCAUCUGUGAUAAGUGGUCCAGAAGACAACGGAUCGUGUAAAAGUCAGAAGACCGUCUAUGAUGAUAAUGAUAAGUUUCUACUGAUUGAUCUCCUGCUGUCGUAUUUAAAUAGUGCUGACAACCAAGUGGUGCUCCGAGCGUGUGAGGGUAUAAUGAUAGUGUCCUCCCUCCCCGAGGAUGAUAUAGCCAACCUGGUGACCAGCUGCAGCCCGGCCUGCGAGGUGAUCGUGGACAAACUGCUAGCCAGAUACCGCAGUAUACCCGACGACCUGGACCCCAAUGAUGUGGACCAUCUGAAUAUUACUUGGGCGUAUGUGGCCCAGGAUUUCGGCGACAAGACGUACAACAGGUUCAACGGUUACCGGGAGCUGACCAGUUUCUUCUCGUGGCUCGACUACUGUGAUACAUUAAUGAAGGAAUGCCAUCCCACUAUAGCGUGUCACCUCGCGCGUAUGUUUCGCGCUCAAUUCCUAGAGGGCGCUGCAGAGGCGUUAUUAGCCACAGACUCGACUGAGUCGCUACUACCGGCCACUGAGUCGCUGCUACCGGCUGCAGAUCCGCGGGUAUCGGCCACAGAGACGCUGCUGCCGGCCACUGAGUCGCGACUAUCGGCGACAGAGUCUUUGCUGCCGACUGUCGCGCGAGUGUCGGCGAAACGGGCAGCACUCACAGCCGCCGUGUUGGCAAAGUGUUUGAGAGUCGUUGAUUCGCCUGAUCUUAUAAAUGAGUUCUCAAACUGGCUGGUCGGCGACGGGGAGGUAUGCGAGUGGCCGCUGCUACGCGCCCUCAUAGACAACUGUCUCACAACCAACCACGAUCUAACGUUGGAGACGCUGAGGUUUUUUGAGGCGGUUAUUGAGAAAGGCACGGAACACAGUAUGGAUAGACUCGUCCUGGCUCGUGUCAGUUCGCGAGGGUACUGCGCGGUCGGCCCCGCCCCCAGGGCGCCGAGCCCGUUGCAGGAGGAGCGAGAUAGACUCAACGACGUCUCGUAUGGGAGGGAGCGAGAGAGAAACAGGGAGGCGAUGCGGCAGCUGCAGCAUGAGGAGCACGUCAGUGAGCAGGUGGGAGACAUCCUGCACCACGAGGGCCUGGACCGCCAGGACUCCGGCGACAACAUACACAGGGUGAUAAACAGUUUCCUGCUGUUGCUGCCGCGCGCGAUACUGUCGGACCCGGUCGGCACUGACUAUGAGAACUAUAUACAUGACGCGCAAAAACAUUAUCAGUUUUGGCUAGACGUAACUUCAACUUACAACUGGCCUACCGAAGUAACAUACAUCGACAACACAGCGAGCUCAACACAUAGCUACGACAGCAGACCAGAAGCAGACCUACACAUGGACGACGUAUUCGAUAAUCGAAUAGAAAUCGAUUACUCCUUCGUCAACAGAUCGUCGCUAGGCGAAGACGAAUUCGACGAGGGACCGUUCUUCCGAAUGCUAUUCAAACUCCUUGGUAACAUGCCAGAUCAGCCGUACCAAGUCAAUUUGCACCUUACGUCCAUAAUAUCAAAGCUCGCUUUGCUUCCUCACCCGAAUCUGCACGAGUAUUUACUAAACCCGAAUCUACAAACGGCGAAAAAAACCCAAACUCUGUUCAAAGUGCUGCAGGAUGUGGCUAGAAGACUGACCAUGGAGAUACCGAGACUCAAAAACUAUAAAAAAGUCAUAGAGAAUACCAGACUUGAACUCAUGAGUGAAGACCCUAGUUAUGAUGAAAGGAACGACCACAACCAACUGGUAGAGAGUUUGAUAGUACUGGAAGAGUUCUGUAAGGAGCUUGCAGCUAUAGCAUUCGUAAAGUACCAACAUGUUAUGCAUAUGCAUAGAUAAGCUUUUGCCUGUUAUGAAAUAGUCAUAAAAAUUAACCAGUGUGACCAGGAAAAAAUAUUGAGGUAAUUUUUUUUUAUUGCAGCAACACUAUGAUAGUCUUUGUGGUAUUGCUACAAUAAAAAUAGAUUGAAUAAAUCCCAGUUUAAUCAA